CACAUAUACUCACACACACACAUUACAUUCCAACUGCUACUGAGGAAGUUCCACAGAUCACUAGCUGUCUCUCUCUCUCAGACUGAAAAUGCUCGUCCUGUUGGUGUCCACACUGCUCUUCUCAGUUUCCAGAGCUGAGAAGUCUCUGUUUGUGCGUAAGGGAAGCUCUGUUCGUCUGGGUGUGCAGGAAUAUGCAGAUCUCCAGUUUCUCUCCCUUUCCUGGCGUUUCAAUAUCUCCACAGCCAUACUAGAAUACACUUAUGAAGAAAAAUAUCUGAAAUUAUUUAAAUCUUAUGAAAACAGGGCAGAUUUUGAAAAGAACUUCACUCUGCUGCUGAAGAACGUGCAGGAGAGAGACAGUGGGAUCUACACAGCAAAGAUAACUGAUAUUGAAGGAAAGGACAGAGUUGUUGCUUCCUACAGGCUCACAGUUCAAGUGGCCCCGCCCACACCCGAGGUGGGAGUGGGGUUAUUCUCCUCUGCUGGAGGGUUCUGUAUGGUGUCAGUGAACUGCUCUGCUAAAGACACCUGGGCCUGCUACAUCUGUGACCACGCCCACUGCACACAGGUAGCAAAUACAACCUCUCCGACAGGAGUCAACAUCAUCGUCACGGCAACUAAUGGGUCCAUCCACUGCAGCAGCAGUAACCGGGUCGACACAAAGACGCGAUCAGAAUCCAUAAAGGACUUCUGUGCUCCAGUAACACCAUCUCCUGGCCUCUCACCGUGUGUGCUAAAGUCAGUGCUGUUCUCCCUGGGUCUGGUUGCCAUGGUUUCGGCUGUCAUCGCAGUUAAUGCCAGAGAGAGGUGCUGCAGAGAUCAAUCAGGACUGAAGGAUAAAUCUGUCAGAGGGGAGGAGAGAAUUAAUAUCUGAAAUAACUGUGUGUGUGCAUGUGUGUGUGUAUGUGCAUGUGUAUGUGUAUGUAAGUGUGCGUGCUUGCAUGUGUGAGUGUGUGUGUGUGUGUUUUGCGUACGUGUGCGUGUGCGUAUGUGUGCAUGCGUGUGUGCGUGUGUGUUUGUAUCAAAAAACUACAAGCUCAUGAAUGCAUAUAGCUAAAACAAGCAAUCCUAGCAAUGCAGUGCAGUACAUAUUUAAAAUAUUUCACCAGCACCACCCCAACCUUUGGGAGGCAAAACACAAGCACACAAUCAUAUUUGGGGUGAACUGAUAAUUAACUAGUUUGUUCAAGCUUUGCUGUGAUUCAUUGCAAUGCUUUUUAAGCUAUGAUGUGAUCUUAACUGUAUAUUUUAAGUUUUUUGUUUCAAACUUCUAUGUUUUUUAUAUUUGUGAGCUAAAUUCUUCAUGUGCUUUUGGAUUUUUAUGUGUUUUUGGAUUAUGAGCUUUUCAUCCACUCGAGCCAAAGAUGAUUUUCCAUCUGAUGAAAAAUAAAGUUUUCUGAAUCGAAAGUAA
Molecule: messenger RNA, 1411 nt
Organism: Anguilla anguilla (European eel)
Lineage: Eukaryota; Metazoa; Chordata; Actinopteri; Anguilliformes; Anguillidae
Exons: 5
Coding region: 89-874 (261 amino acids)
Source: RefSeq, a predicted model, not a curated record